GGCAGCUGCGAGAGGGAAGCAGUCACAUGAUUCGCGCAGAGCCCAGCUGCCCAAUUCCAAUAUGGUGGCCAGCUUGGCAGACCUACGGUUCUUGUUGAUGAUAUUGUUGCUCUGCGGGAGGAUCGGGGACGGCGCCUGCAGCCAGCAAGCCCCGCGCGUUCUGGGGUUGCGACUGGAGGACCCAGAAGGCCGGGUGUAUAUGAAGGAGAGGAUCAUCUCUGCGCCGCAAGGGGCCAGUUUCAAGCUCCGGCUGUUCGGCUCGGAUCUGAAUGGUACCUGGCCGUGGGUGGCGUUCGCUGGGGCUAGACUGGGAGAGGCCGGUGCGGUGGGGGAUGCAGCCGACCCGUGUGGGCAGGAGACCCGCCGUGACACCUCCGCCUUCCAGGUCACCGGGGAGGUCACGGCGGACGAGGAGUACAGCGGGCUGAUAGAGGUAAAGGUGCGGGACAAGAGCAUUAUGUCUCUCGCUGCAGGGGAUGAUGCCAACCCGACCUACCACCUGUGUGUGCUGAAGAGCGGGAGUUGGGUGUCAGUGGGACCGGACAGGCUGCGGAUCAACAACGAAAAUGGUCUCCCAGCGGACUACAUCCCUCCGUGGGGUGUGGCGGUGCUGAUUGUGCUGCUGAUCCUGGUGUGUGGGGUGUUGAGGACUGUGAACCUCAGCCUGCUGUGGCUGGACCCUCUGGAGCUCUAUGUCCUGCACAGCUGCGGCUCUGAGGAAGACAAACGGGCUGCCAAGCGCCUCGAGCCCAUCCGGAGAAGGGGCAACUUCCUGGUGUGUUCCCUGCUUUUCCUGUGCGCUCUGGGCCAUUCGGUUCUAGGUGUGCUGCUCUACCGGGCCGUAGGUUCCAUAGCGCCCACAGUCUUCACCAGCGGGUUCCUCAUCUUCCUGGUGUCAGAGCUGGUUCCACACAUAGUGUGUUCCGGCUACGGCUUCCAGCUGGCCCCAGGCCUCACCUGGCUGGCACAGGUGUGUAUGGUGCUGACGUGCCCACUGUCGUGCCCACUGGGCCUGGUGCUGGAUCUGGCACUGAGGCGUGACAUCAGCACCUGCGGCGUGAGGGAGAGGGCCAUGGAGAUGAUACGCACCAAUGUCAACGACCCCUACAGUGAGUUUGUGAAGGAGGAGUUUAGCCGUGGUGCGCUGCGCAGUAAGACCGUGGACGACAUCCUGACUCCGCUCAAGGACUGUUUCAUGCUGUCUUCCACCGCUGUGCUGGACUUCUCCACCAUGUCGGAGAUCAUGCAGAGUGGAUACACACGUGUCCCAAUCUACGAAGAGGAGAGGUCCAACAUCGUGGAGAUACUGUACGUGAAGGACCUGGCUCUGGUCGACCCUGAUGACUGUACUCCCAUGACAACUAUCACCAAGUUCUACAAUCACCCACUGCACUUUGUCUUCAACGACACCAAACUGGACGCCAUGCUGGAGGAGUUCAAGAAAGGAAACUCAGCCCUGGCCAUCGUUCAGAAGGUGAACAACGAGGGGGAGGGAGACCCCUUCUACGAGGUGCUGGGAUUGGUCACCUUGGAGGACGUCAUCGAGGAGAUCAUCAAAUCAGAGAUCCUGGAUGAGUCUGACGGAUACAUCGACAUGAAGGUGAAGCGUCCUCUGGCCCCUCUGGAGAUUUCCCUGGAGCCUCGCAGCGUCCACGAAGAAUUCUCUCUGUUCAAACUUCCCGAGGGCGAACCCAAGAUCCGCACCUCGCCCCAGCUAUUGCUGGCCACACACCGCUUCCUGUCCAGAGAGGUAGAACACUUCAGCCUGGCCCGUGUGUCAGAGAAGGUGUUGUUCCACCUGCUGCGUCACCCCAGUGUCAACCAGGAAGUCCACUUUGACCCCUCCAACCGCCUGAGCGCAGACCACUACCUCUACACACGCAACCACCCCGUAGACUACUUCAUACUGCUACUACAGGGCCGUGUGGAGGUGGAGAUCGGUAAAGAGGGCUUGAAGUUUGAGAACGGAGCGUUCACAUACUACGGUGUGUCUGCACUCACAUUGCCAACCUCAGAUUUUUCUCAUUGAGAGAGAAUCUCUUUUUCAAGCGAGACCUGGUCCAACAGCAGCAGGGGGAACAAAGUUUCCUGAAAAAAAACAACUUACUAACACAUUGAACAAAACUAUAGACACACGUUCAGUACAACAAUGACAUAUUAUGUAAAGAAACAGCUGUCCUAAAGACAAUUACACUCUUCCGUGAUAUUUAAAUCGACCAAGUGUGUUUAAACUUCACCAAAGUGACAUUUUUAAAUGUUCAGAAGAGAAUUCCAGGACCACGGAGCUGAGUAGCUAUCACUAUUUCUACCAUGACCUGUUCUAAUUCUUGGUACUGUUAAAAGCAAAUGAGAAUGGGAUUGUAAUUGAUAUUUAUUUACUGACCUGAUUAUUAUAAUUAUUUUUAACAGAGCGAAAGUGGCAUUUUACCCAGUAUGGCCUCCUAAAUCAGUGUAGACCAUUGUUUAGGCUAGGUCAAUGACGACCAGCCAAAGGCGCUGUAGAGAUGACAAUGAUGUGUUAGAUGUUUUUGAUUGGUAAUGAACCUGGGGGCUGCAUUAUAUACUGAAUCAAGUGCUCUCAGGGUAGUGGCUGAGGCCUAUAUACAAUCUAAAACUGCCAGUAACGUACAUCGUACCAGCUCCUUCCUGGCCUCCAGAGAAAAAAAUCAACCCUGUAUCCCGGUAAUAAAAACCUAUUCUCAGCUUGAGCUUGAGCUUUCCUUAUCAAGUUCUCCACGUGAACAGUGAAGCUUUAACUUGCUCUAUAGUAUGUCCAUACAAUGUAGCAAUAACAUGAUUAAUAGCAUGCCUGGCAUUUGGAAAUACUGUGCAUUUUGUUUUACCCAAAUUCAUAACCAGCGUCAAAUCAUACAGAUUCUGUUGUAUGGCGUUAAAUGCUCUUGGGUAUUUUCAAAAGCUGAAGAUGAACUGCUACAACUUGAAUAAAGAACAGUAUCAUCUGCAUAAAAAUGAACAUCCGCUGUUUCAAUAUGAUCCCCAAUGUUGUUCAUAUGCAAAAUGAACAACAGCGGGCCCAAAAUAGAACCUUGCGGAACAACUCAGAUUUACAUCCAUCCACCAUUACACAUUGUGUACGAUUUGAUAGGUAAUUUAUAAACCAAUCUAGAGCAUGACCAGUAAUUCCACAACAUCUUCACUUUUGCACCAACACAGCAUGGUCCACGGUGUCAAAUGCCUUUGACAAAUCAAUAAAGACAGACACACACUGUAACUUCUUGUCAAGAGCACAGUGGAUGUCAUGUAAAACCUUCAAUGUUGCUGAAACAGUGCUGUGGCCAGACCUAAAACCUGAUUGCAUUCUAUUUAAGAUGUUUUCAUGGAGUGAGGCCUUCAGCUGCCUACUAACUAAGGACUCCAGUACCUUAGAAAGUACAGAUGAUUUUGAUAUGGGUCGAUAGUUGUCUAGUAGCGAAGGAUCUCCACCUUACAGGCGAGGCAGUACAAAAGCAGAUUUCAGUAACAGGAUUUCCUUAACAUCAAGCGUGAGGUUAAAAAUACAUGUUAAGUGGGGAGCGAUGAUGUCUGCAGCUAGGUGUAGGAGGCGGGGGUCUAGAUCAUCAGGGCUUUCUUUCUAUUAAUAUCUUUCAGGGCUUUACGUACUUCUGAAACAGAGAUGGAUGAGAUGGAAAACCUGGCGAAGGAGUGCACAGGGGUGUCGGGUAUAUUCACAGGGGGCUCAUUUGGACCUGUAACCUUUUCAAAUAAACUUCCUGCAUCUAGAACAUUUUGAUUUAAGGCUUUCAGUAUAGAGGUUCUCUCAGUUACAAUCUGUGUCUACCAACAAUUGUUUAGGAAGCUGUGUAUCU
Molecule: messenger RNA, 3827 nt
Organism: Oncorhynchus mykiss (rainbow trout)
Lineage: Eukaryota; Metazoa; Chordata; Actinopteri; Salmoniformes; Salmonidae
Product: metal transporter CNNM3
Biological process (GO): transport; magnesium ion homeostasis
Cellular component (GO): plasma membrane
Molecular function (GO): transmembrane transporter activity
Source: RefSeq, a predicted model, not a curated record